UUACUUUUUCUCUUUCCUUCCCUUUGAGGUAUUCCUUAUUUGAUACAAUCUACUGCUUUCAAUCUUACAUCUCUUUUCUAACACCUUUUUCGUUUUUGUCAUUACGUCACUGAAAAUAGACCUUACUUGUUUGUCUGCAUCAGCUUUCGAUAUUAUAUACAACUACAACCAAUAAAACUAUAUAAUGACUGCCGUUAGUUCUGUUGCCGACGUCGAUGCUUGGAUUGCACAACUCUCUGAUUGUAAACAAUUACCAGAAGCUGAAAUCAAAAAACUAUGUGAUAAGGCACGUGAAAUCCUCAUAGAAGAAUCCAAUGUCCAGCCAGUCAAAUGUCCUGUUACUGUUUGUGGUGAUAUUCACGGUCAAUUUCAUGACUUGCAAGAACUAUUCCGCAUUGGUGGUAAUUCACCCGAUACCAACUAUUUAUUCAUGGGUGAUUAUGUCGAUAGAGGAUAUUAUUCAGUAGAGACAGUGACCUUUCUAGUCGCUCUUAAAGUGAGAUACAAAGAUCGUGUGACGAUUCUUCGUGGUAACCAUGAAUCACGUCAAAUUACUCAAGUAUAUGGUUUCUACGACGAGUGUUUAAGAAAAUAUGGCAAUGCUAAUGUCUGGAAGAUGUUUACCGAUUUGUUUGACUAUCUACCUUUGACUGCACUGAUCGAAGAUCAAAUUUUUUGUUUACAUGGUGGUUUGUCUCCUUCUAUUGACACAUUGGAUCAAGUAAGAACGUUAGAUCGUGUACAAGAAGUUCCUCAUGAAGGCCCUAUGUGUGAUUUGUUAUGGUCAGAUCCAGAUGACAGAUGUGGUUGGGGUAUCUCUCCUCGUGGUGCUGGUUAUACAUUCGGUCAAGAUAUCGCAGAAACUUUCAAUCAUAAUAACGGCCUGACAUUAGUUGCAAGAGCACAUCAAUUGGUUAUGGAGGGCUAUAACUGGACUCAUGAUCGUAACGUAGUAACUAUCUUCAGUGCACCCAACUACUGUUAUCGUUGUGGUAAUCAAGCAGCCAUUAUGGAAAUUGAUGAACAUAUGAAAUAUACAUUCCUCCAGUUUGAUCCUGCCCCUAGACGUGGUGAACCACAUGUUACCAGACGCACUCCAGACUAUUUCUUGUAAAAAUUCCCCCCACACACAUCAUUCACAAAACAGUUUUUAUGACUUUUUCUCUUCUCGUCAAUUACGGACUUUCAAGACCUUCUUCCUCUCUAUUAUAAGGAGAUCAAUAUACUUAAUCAUUAAACAAAAUCACAUCUGAUACAAUAUCCUUUUUUGCUUCAUGCAACAACGUUAGUCCAAAACCGUUGCAUUAUUGAAGAAACUGGAGGACGAUUUAGUAGUAGUACAAUAUACAACAGCAGCAAAAUAUACACAAAAAAAAAAAAAAAAAAAAAAAAAAAAA
Molecule: messenger RNA, 1397 nt
Organism: Mycotypha africana
Lineage: Eukaryota; Fungi; Mucoromycota; Mucoromycetes; Mucorales; Mycotyphaceae
Product: serine/threonine-protein phosphatase 2A catalytic subunit alpha isoform
Exons: 5
Coding region: 185-1114 (309 amino acids)
Biological process (GO): mitotic cell cycle; peptidyl-serine dephosphorylation
Cellular component (GO): cytosol
Molecular function (GO): protein serine/threonine phosphatase activity
Source: RefSeq, a predicted model, not a curated record